AUAUGGUCUACAAUUUUCUACCAUCUCUCUCUCUCUAUCUCUAUAUCUCUCUCUCUAUUAUAGAAGGAAGCUAAGGAGAAAAGAUCAACCUCAGAAUCUGCCAGUGGUAAUGGAGUACUACAUGGAUGAGAAACGGAAACUGUCGAAGGAUGAAUCGAGUAGCUAUUCCUCUACUUCUUCAAAGUCAUCUCUCAUGAAGAGCUUCUCACAAAAGAGCUCCACCUCGAAGUCUCCCCUUCUAAAGAGUUUCUCCAAGAGCUCUUCUUUCAAGUCUAAUCUCUCAAGGAGUUCUUCACAAAAAAGCACUUGUUCCAAAUCUCCUCUUUCAAGGAGUUCUUCACAAAAGUGCUCUAAUUUUAGCCGUAAAUGUAGUAGCUUGGCAAAGGAACAGAGGGCAAAGUUUUACAUCGUGAAGCGCUGCGUCACAAUGCUUGUGUGUUGGCAUAAGCACGGUGAUUCGUAAAGGAAAGAGAUCUAGCCAUAUAGAGAGCCUGAGCAAGAGGACAAUCUUUAUCUUUGCUCCCACUCUCUCACUUUUCUGGCAGAUGGCUAUUGAGUUUGUUUUCUGCCAUCUCAUUGAGAAGAAGUGAUUAAUACAAAAUUUUCUCUUUUAUGUAUUUAGAUUUAGAUUCAAAGAUGAUGAGCAGUAAGCUUACAAAUUUUAAACAUUAAUAUGACAUCAGUAGUUCUCAAUCAAAUCCAAUUACUCAAAAAAAACUCCUCAUUUUGUGUUUGGAGGGUGAGCUGUAUUAUUUGUCAUCUCUUUCAUCUUUUUUUGUGUUCCUCUUCUUUUUUCAAUCUUGUUCUAUAUUUAUGUUCCUUUUUUCUUGAUGAGAGAGAGAUUCCCUUCAGUCAUGGGAACCAUAAAAUACAAGAAGACAUAACUAGUAAAUAGAUCCACAUAGGGAAUGCAAA
Cornus florida is the source of this 915-nucleotide messenger RNA. RefSeq names its product small polypeptide DEVIL 13. Lineage: Eukaryota; Viridiplantae; Streptophyta; Magnoliopsida; Cornales; Cornaceae. The record is from RefSeq and is a predicted model, not a curated record. The coding region runs from base 110 to 463 and encodes 117 amino acids. The transcript has a single exon. Gene Ontology annotation, biological process: negative regulation of cell population proliferation.